CUCUUAUUAUUGUCGCCCUUUUAUUUUUCCUGCUCACGGCUCUUUGUCAAAAAAAAAAGGAACAAAACUAUAUUGUAUUAUAGUGUUUUGAACCUCUCCAUUUCAUAUAAAAAGCUGCUUCAAUCCUCAAAACAAAUCAGUAAAUCAUCACCUCUCUCCCUUCUUCCCUCAGUACCCUAGGACUCAGUUCUCCCUUCCAUCCUUUCAGGAACAACAUAUCACUUCUAUUAUAAUGGCCCCUAUCACCCGUUUGGCUCUUGUGGCAACCCUCGUUUGCUCCGCAUUCGUCAAUGCCGCUCCUGUUUUUGCACCUGCUCCAGCUGAUGCCCCAGCACCCGCUUUGAUGGGAGCUCCUGUUGCUGUUGGAGGUGAGGAAGGUCACGCCCUCUUCAAACGCGCCCCCGCUGCGACCGUCAUCACCCGCUGCACUCUCCCUGGCACCGUUGCCAUCACUUUUGACGACGGUCCACACAUCUACACCAAGGGUCUCUUGGACAAUCUGCGCAAGAAGAAUGCCAAGGUCACCUUCUUCAUUAACGGAGAGAACUUUGGUCCCCUUACCCAACACUCAUCAGUCCUUAAGCAGAUGUUGGCUGAUGGACACCAGAUUGCCUCCCACACCUGGUCCCAUCAGGACUUGGCUACGCUCAAGGGCGCUGCUAUCAUUCAAGAAAUGACUAAGCUCGAGGUUGCCCUCAGAGCUAUCAUUGGCAAGGCUCCUACAUUCAUGCGUCCUCCCUACGGUAGCACCAACGCUUUGGCCUUGACUACCUUGGGUAACCUCGGUUACAAGGUCAUCAACUGGGAUCAGGAUACCAACGACUGGCAACACACCAAGGACUAUAAGAAGAGUCUCGAUCUUUACAAGACUGUCUUGAAAAAGUCUAGUGAGCUUAAGAAGCCUGGUCAUAUUUUCCUUCAGCACGAUGUCCACGAGCUCACCGCCAAGAAGGUGGGACCCCUGGCUGUCGACUAUGCCCUUAGCAAGGGCUACAAGGUCGUCACCGUUGGUACUUGCUUGGGAAUCCCCGAGAGCGCAUGGUACAAGAACUAAACAAAAAAAAUACCAUCUUUCUGUAUACUUAUAUUACAUACUAUAUCAUGUACUUCCUAGCAUCCUUCAUCUAUUCUCUUAAUAAAAAAAUGUAAAAAA
This is a messenger RNA of Lobosporangium transversale, 1153 nucleotides long. RefSeq lists its product as hypothetical. Gene Ontology annotation, biological process: carbohydrate metabolic process. The transcript is spliced from 3 exons. The coding region runs from base 233 to 1054 and encodes 273 amino acids. The record is from RefSeq and is a predicted model, not a curated record. Gene Ontology annotation, molecular function: hydrolase activity, acting on carbon-nitrogen (but not peptide) bonds. Lineage: Eukaryota; Fungi; Mortierellomycota; Mortierellomycetes; Mortierellales; Mortierellaceae.